AUGUCGAGGGGAAUGACAUUGUCUCGUCCCUUGGACUAUCGUUAUGAUCCUUAUUACAAGAGCAGUAAUAUGCGAGUAACGACUAGAUCCGGCUACAGAGUACAAUUACAGAAUACCGAUGUUGCAGGAUCUGAUAGACCUUUAUUCUUUGCAAUGCCUGUUCGUAAUGCAACAUUAGAUGCAAACGCAGAUGCCCCACCACCAGAAAUUAUACUUGCAAAAAACUUAGGAAAUACAGGACCUAAUACAUCAACAGAGAAAGCAUUAAAUUCAACUUCUAAACAAGAAGACGAAGUUUUCGAAAAAGUAGACAUCAUGACACAGACAAUGUACAGAGAGUCAGAAGCCCAAACAGAUCCAUGGCUCCCAGAUACAACAGAUCACGUUAAACCUCGCGAAUGGUUUGAUGAAGAAGAAUUAGAAAAUAUUUCGCUUGAAGAGCGCCAGCAGAAGCUUGUUGCUCUUGAAGUCGAACAGUGGGCUAAGCGUGAGCGUGCCAUUGUCGAUCUACAACAAAGACGUCUUCAAUUACUUGUCAAUAACUUCCAAGUUCGUGAAGGAAAGGAAGCCACCAAGCGUCGCGAGCGUGUUGAGGCUGUCCUUAAAGCAAGAGAAGAGCAGAGAAAGAAAGGCGUCGAAAUGAUCGAAAAGAAACGUCUGAAAGUCCUUCGUACACUUACAGAACAGAGGCGUCAAAUGACAGCCAAGAAGCAUACAAAGCGCGAUAUCGUCUCAGAUUACGCAGAUCGUGGCAGUAGCGCAUAUGCUCCAUUACGUCGUCAAGGCCGCGCCGAUGCCAUGUGUUACAUGCAUCCCGCUGUCUACGGCAAGCGCGACAUUACAACCGACGAGUCCCUUGCCGCUCUCGAUGAGCUCGAACAAUUAUAUCAUCAAACAACAGUUACUCCUCUCAAAGCGGAGAAGACAAUGCGUCGUGCCGAGCGCAACCACCAAGAAUUCCUUCGUACCGUCGAACGCUCCGUUGACGAGAAGCGUGGCCAAGUCGAACACAAAGUCCAGACCCUCAAAAUUGCUCAGCGCAUUGAGAAGCCACCACCACGUCCACCGACACCAGAAUCCAAGCCAGGUGUUGAGAACGACGAGCGCGAGAUGGCCGUCAUCCUCAUCCAGCGCCUCCUCCGCGGCAGAGCCCUCCAAUCAGAGAUGUACCAUUGUUUGGAGAACCAGCGCCAGUUGAUCCGCGAGUUGAGAACAGUCGAAGCACUCAAGGACGCGGAAGAGACAGCGGAAGACGAGAAGGAGAAGGAAGUCAUCCAACAGGCAAGACAACAGAGAGAACAAGCUGCAACAACACAAGGAAAAGUCGUUGGAGAAAUGCUCGCAUUCCUCAACCACCAACUCAGAAGGAGAUUGGAGGAACGCCGUAUCGACGCGAUGAUGAAACUCGCAGAGAGAGAAAGAAGAAGGAGAGAGGCUGAAGAAAGUGGAAGAAGAGAAGAAGAACUCAAGAGACAAGCAAUUGAAGAUGAGGCAUUCAGGAAAGUUAUGGGAAUUAACUACGAAACUACUGAAUCUUACCUCGAAUCAAUUAUCAACAGAUCAAUCGAAACAGCUGCUGAAGAGUUGGCUACAGCUACUGCUAAGAGAGAUGCUGAGAAGAUCACAAAGUUCACUUCUACAGCUGCAAAUACUCAUGGUGAUUCUGCUAUUGUCGCUAGAGAUUUGGUCGCCGCUUUCUUGUUCCCAGAAGUAGAGAGAGAUUCUAUCAGAAAGAGACUUAGAAUAGAACAGAAGAAGUAUAGAAAGGCUGCUGAAGAUGCUGUUGCUGGUAUUAAGAAUAAGAUUUAA
Messenger RNA from Trichomonas vaginalis G3, 1809 nucleotides. RefSeq names its product cilium movement. The coding region runs from base 1 to 1809 and encodes 602 amino acids. Lineage: Eukaryota; Parabasalia; Trichomonadida; Trichomonadidae. The record is from RefSeq and is a predicted model, not a curated record. The transcript has a single exon.